AUGUAGUAAGUCCACAUGUCUUUUUUAAUCUAAUAAUAAUUCAAAAAUAAUACUGGUUUAAAAUAUUUUAAUAAACCAGUCAAAGUGAUUACGUAGUAUGUCAUUUUAUAUAUAUAUAUCUUUUUCUCUUCUUUUUCAGAAUUAUUUUAUUAUUACUAUUAUCUUAAUGGAAUAUUAUCAACCAUCACCAUGGUAACUAAUCAAGCAACAAAUUCUACUAUGAAUCUUCCAACUUUGGUUAUUUUAAUUAAAAAUAUUUGUAUUCCUUUUUAUUUAUUAAUAUUAAUAUUUGGUUUAUUUGGUAAUGGAUUAACAGUUGCUAUAUUACAAUCAAAACGUUUACAACAAUCUAGUACAUUAAUUUAUUUAACUGUAUUAGCUAUUGUUGAUAUAUUCUAUUUACUUACUGGUUUAUUAGUCACUAUAAUUAACUAUACAUUUUUAUUUCCAAGUGAUAUUAGACAUUAUUCAUUAAUUUCAUGUAUUUUAACACCAUAUUUAAGUUAUACAUUAGCUUAUUUAAGUGUAUGGUUAUUAGUUUCAGUAACUAUUGAUCGAGCAAUUUGGGUUGUACAACCAUUUAGUGCAAAACGUGUAUGUACAACACGUAAUGCAUGGUUAACUAUAUUUAGUAUAACAAUUAUUUUAUUUGUAUUUGAUUCACAUUUCUUUUGGACAAUGAAUUAUAAUAUUGAUUCAAUUAAUUCUACAAGUAAUACUACUUAUUAUAAAUGUACACCGAGUUAUUUUACACAAACUAUAUUUCCAUAUAUUGAUUUAUUAUUAGUAUGUGUGAUUCCAUGUUUAUUUAUGCUGAUAGCUAAUGGAUUAAUUGGAAUACAAUUAAAACGAAUGAGUGAUUUUAAUAAAAAACGACAAAAGAAUCGUUUAAUUUUAAAUCAUGCUUCAAUUCAACAACAACAACAACAACCAACACAAGGAUCAUUAAAGUGUGCAUACAUUUUGACAUCAGGCAAAUUAACAAAUGACUCUCGUUUAAAUGAUGACUUGUCAACAAAUGUCAGUGGUACACAAUAUCCUAGAAAACGAUGUAAAUCAAAUGCAUUGAAACAUUGUGUUAAGAAUUCUAUUAAAGGUCGUUCAAAUAUGAAUAGGUCUUCAUCAUUGACAGCAAUGUUACUAGCAAUUAAUAUGUUUUUUAUGAUAAGUGUAUGUCCACUUCUUGUUUAUGAUGUAAUAUAUUUUGCGUUUAAUUUAAAUACAUGGAUUGAAAAAGAUGAAUUAAUCAGAGGUGUAUUAGUUUUCGGUAUUGAACGAUUUGUUUAUGUUUUAUGGUAUACUAAUUUUGCUGUACACUUUUUAUUAUAUUGUCUAAGUGGUCCACAGUUUAGAGCACAAGCAAAACAUUGGCUUCAGUCAUGUUGUCAUUUUAUGAAUUUACCUUGUUUAGUUAAUGAUAAAACAACAGUAAAACUACAGGAUACAACAAAAAUUCAUGAAUUUCAUGAUUCCACUAUAAGAAAACCAAUUUCACAACAAAAUUUAAGUAUAAAUUAUUGUCCAUCACCUAAACAAUCUUAUGAUGAUACAAUUAAACGAUCUUCAUAUCAUCAUUAUCCACAACAAGGUCAUCAAUCUUUAUUUGUACAAAUUAAUGAUGAAAAUCAUCAAACAUUUAGAUAUAAUUCUGUUCAAUCUGGUUGUAUUUAACAAAUACAUGCAAAUAUUUCAACGAUAAAAAAUCUACUUUACCAUAAAUAUUUUUGUUUAAAAUAACUCGAAAUAUUAUUAUUAUUAUCUCAAAUCAUUUGAAUCUUUUAUUGGAUUAAAAUUUAACCACCCGGAUUGAUAAGGUUUAUUUAAUGAUCCAUUAGUUAUUAUCAAAUAUUCAGUCAAUCAAUCAAUCAAUCAAUCAAUUAAUCUAACUAGAUAUAUCUAUGACUAACAUGGGGUAAACAAUAAAGACAUAACAACAAAAACAACAACGACGACGACAGCAACAACAGAAGAACAGAGAAUAACAACGUUAUCGUGAAUCAGUGUGGAAAAUAAAAAAAUAUAUAUCUAUAAUAAAUAAAUGAAUAUAUAUUUGCAAUGGAAAUGAAUAAGUAAGAGAUGAAGUAGACUUUUUUUGUCAUAUAUACAACUAUUCUUUUUUUUAAACAGAAAAAUGUUAAUGCUGUACAUAAUUAUAUAUUCUAUUGAAAUAAUGUUUUGCUGUUAAUUUGGUUGUUGCAAAACAUAAUGUGAUACUAUUGGAUUGUUGAUUUUCUUUCUUUUUCUUGUGCAU
Messenger RNA from Schistosoma spindalis, 2251 nucleotides. Lineage: Eukaryota; Metazoa; Platyhelminthes; Trematoda; Strigeidida; Schistosomatidae. The record is from the annotation of a GenBank genome assembly.